This is a messenger RNA of Lampris incognitus (smalleye Pacific opah), 4716 nucleotides long. It is a transcript of the gene grin2ba, whose product is annotated as glutamate receptor, ionotropic, N-methyl D-aspartate 2B, genome duplicate a. Gene Ontology annotation, cellular component: postsynaptic density membrane; postsynaptic membrane; plasma membrane. The transcript is spliced from 15 exons. Bases 1 to 4716 code for a protein of 1571 amino acids. NCBI's taxonomy places the organism in Eukaryota, Metazoa, Chordata, Actinopteri, Lampriformes, Lampridae. The record is from RefSeq and is a predicted model, not a curated record. Gene Ontology annotation, biological process: synaptic transmission, glutamatergic; excitatory postsynaptic potential; long-term synaptic potentiation. Gene Ontology annotation, molecular function: transmitter-gated monoatomic ion channel activity involved in regulation of postsynaptic membrane potential; NMDA glutamate receptor activity.
AUGAACGAGACCGACCCCAAGAGCAUCAUCAAGAGCAUCUGUGACUUGAUGACGGAGCACUGGCUGCAAGGUGUGGUGUUCGGGGAUGACACGGACCAGGAAGCCAUCGCCCAGAUCCUGGACUUCAUCUCAGCCCAGACUCACAUCCCCAUCCUAGGGAUCCGCGGCGGUUCCUCCAUGAUCAUGGCUGCCAAGGACGACAACUCCAUGUUCUUUCAGUUUGGCCCAUCCAUCGAGCAGCAGGCGUCGGUGAUGCUAAACAUCAUGGAGGAAUACGACUGGUACAUCUUCUCCAUCGUCACCACAUACUACCCCGGUUACCAGGACUUUGUCACCAAGAUCCGUAGCACCAUCGAGAACAGCUUUGUAGGCUGGGAGCUGGAGGAAGUUUUACUGCUUGACAUGUCUGUGGACGAUGGGGACUCAAAGAUUCAGAAUCAGCUGAAGAAGCUCCAGAGUCCCGUCAUCCUGCUCUACUGCACCAAAGAGGAGGCCAACACCAUCUUCGAGGUGGCACACUCUGUCGGGAUCACCGGCUAUGGCUACACAUGGAUCGUGCCGUCGCUUGUAGCUGGAGAUGCUGUUGUGGUGCCUGCAGAGUUCCCCACAGGUCUGAUCUCGGUGUCCUAUGACGAGUGGGACUACGGCCUGGAGGCCCGCGUCCGCGACGGCGUAGCCGUCAUCGCCAUGGCAACCUCCACCAUGAUGAAGGACCGCGGGCCUCACACCCUGCUUAAGUCCGAGUGCCACGGAACGCCGGAUAAGAAGACCCCUAUCUCAGCUUUGCACAUGUACCUGAUGAAUGUGACGUUUGAGGGGCGUAAUCUGUCGUUUAGUGAGGAUGGAUACCAGAUGCACCCCAAGCUGGUCAUCAUUCUGCUCAAUAAGGAGAGACAGUGGGACAGGGUCGGUAAAUGGGAAAACGGCUCUCUGUCCAUGAAGUACCACGUGUGGCCUCGUCAGGAGCUGUAUGGCGGGGCAGCGACAAGGGAAGAUGACCACCUGUCCAUUGUGACUUUGGAGGAGGCUCCAUUUGUCAUUGUGGAGGACGUUGACCCUCUGAGCGGCACCUGUAUGAGGAACACGGUGCCCUGCCGGAAACAGCUCAAAUCAACUAAUCAAACAAACUCGGGGAUCUACAUUAAGCGCUGUUGUAAAGGUUUCUGCAUUGACAUUCUGAAGAAGAUCGCUAAGACCGUCAAGUUCACGUACGACCUCUACCUAGUCACCAAUGGCAAGCAUGGCAAGAAGAUCAAUGGGACCUGGAACGGCAUGGUCGGAGAGGUGGUGCUGAAGAACGCCCACAUGGCGGUCGGUUCUUUGACCAUCAACGAGGAGCGGUCGGAGGUCAUCGACUUCUCUGUGCCCUUCAUUGAGACGGGCAUCAGUGUCAUGGUGUCCCGCAGCAAUGGCACCGUCUCUCCGUCAGCCUUCUUAGAGCCCUUCAGUGCGGAUGUGUGGGUGAUGAUGUUCGUGAUGCUGCUGCUGGUGUCAGCAGUGGCUGUGUUUAUAUUCGAGUACUUCAGCCCUGUGGGCUACAACCGCUGUCUGGCUGACGGCAGGGAGCCUCAUGGUCCUUCUUUCACAAUUGGUAAGGCCAUCUGGCUGCUGUGGGGUCUUGUCUUCAACAACUCUGUGCCAGUGCAGAACCCCAAAGGGACCACCAGUAAGAUCAUGGUGUCGGUGUGGGCCUUCUUCGCUGUUAUCUUCCUGGCCUCCUACACUGCCAAUCUGGCUGCAUUCAUGAUCCAGGAGGAAUAUGUGGACCAGGUGACGGGUCUGUCAGACAAAAAGUUCCAGAGACCAAAUGACUUCUCGCCACCAUUUCGAUUUGGCACAGUGCCUAAUGGGAGCACGGAGAGGAACAUCAGGAACAACUACCCUGAGAUGCACGGCUACAUGGUCAAGUUUCACCAAAGAAAUGUCAACGAGGCCCUGCAGAGUCUCAAGGCUGGCAAACUGGAUGCUUUCAUCUAUGAUGCGGCCGUGUUGAACUACAUGGCUGGUCGGGACGAGGGCUGCAAGCUGGUGACCAUUGGAAGCGGGUACAUCUUUGCCACCACGGGGUAUGGCAUCGCUAUCCAGAAGGAGUCGCUCUGGAAGAGACACGUGGACCUAGCCAUCCUGCAGCUCUUUGGAGAUGGUGAGAUGGAGGAGCUGGAGGCCCUGUGGCUGACGGGAAUCUGCCACCAUGAGAAGAACGAAGUGAUGUCCAGUCAGCUGGAUGUGGACAACAUGGCCGGCGUCUUCUACAUGCUUGGUGCUGCUAUGGCGCUGUCACUCAUCACCUUCAUCUGUGAACACUGGUUCUACUGGCAACUGCGCUUCUGCUUCAUGGGCGUCUGCUCCGGCCAGCCCGGCUUUGUCUUCUCCAUCAGCAGGGGCAUCUACAGCUGCAUCCACGGGGUGCAGAUUGAGGAGAAGAGCAGCUCGGCGCUGAACUCCCCAUCAGCCACCAUGAACAACACCCACUCCAACAUCCUACGCCUCCUACGCACUGCCAAGAACAUGGCAUCCCUGUCUGGAGUGAACGGCUCGCCACACAGCGCUCUGGACUUCAUCCGCCGCGAGUCCUCCGUUUACGACAUCUCCGAACACCGACGCAGCCUGGCAGGCCAUUCAGACUGCAAGCAGCCAUACCUCCCGGAGGACAACAUGUUCAGCGAUUACAUCAGUGAGGUGGAGAGGACGUUUGGCAACCUCCACCUGAAGGAUAGUAAUCUUUACCAGGACCACUACUUGCACCACCACACUGGGUCAGCACUAGGGCUCAGUGGACCUCCACCCAACCGGCCCCAUAGCCUGGGCAGUGCCAGUUCACUUGAGGGCGGCAUGUUUGACUGUGACAGCCUGGGCGGAGGGGUGGCCCCCAUUUUCACCACCCAGCCCCGCUCGGCGCUGACCCACAGGAACAUGAGCAAGUUCGACCUGCUGUCCGGACAGACGCCUCCAUCAGGCCAGGGCUUCAAAGAAGGCCUGCCAGACCUCUAUGGAAUGUUCUCUUUCAAAGGAGGCGCCUCUAGUUCCAGCUACAUCCCUGGCCACGGCUACUGCGGUGGGCGGGGAGAUGAUGACGGGAACAUCCGUUCCGACGUUUCUGACAUUUCCACGCACACCGUCACCUACGGCAACCUUGAGGGCAACGCCAAAAAGCGCAAACAGUACCGCGACAGCCUGAAGAAGAGGCCGGCCUCAGCCAAGUCUAGACGAGAGCUGGAUGAGAUUGAGCUGGGCUACAGGAGGAAGCCUUACCACAUCAGCCAUCACCACUACCACGGCCACCGCUCCACCUCCCCGCCUCUGCUGGCGGCUGAUCGCAAGCGGGGUGGAAGCGGCGGAGGUGGAGGGGGGAACAAUGGCGGAAACUCGUACCUGUUCAGAGACAAAGAGAGCGUAAGGGAUUUCUACUUGGACCAGUUCCGGCCAAAAGAGGGAAUCCCUCAGUGGGAGCACGUGGACCUGACAGAUGGACCUACUGGGAGGGAUGGGGUAGUGGGGAGCGUGGGGACCUGCACCACCCUGGUGCCAGUGGACGACUUUCUGAAGAGCAAACCCAAAAAAUCAGAGUCAAAGGGUGGUGGAGGGGCUGGGCUGGCAGGGGGAGAGUGGGAGUGCCGGAACUGUCGGGCAAGCGGGGGAGGAGGGGGCAAACAGAUGUCCCUGCAUGGAGGAGGGGGUGGUGGAGGAGGGGGAUACAGCAGUGGCGUUAGCUGUGGGUCCUCAGGAGGAGGAGGGGUGAACAGCCGCCCCAGCUCUGCCUCCUGCAUGCGCUGCGAGGGCUGCAAAAAGACAGGCAACCUCUACGACAUCAGCGAGGACAACAACCACCUCUUGGAACAGCUUGGGGGAGGAGGAACAGCUGGGGGAGGAGGAGGGCUGGGCGCCGGCCCCCAGUCCCAGUCUCAGGGCCAGCAGCGGAGGAAGAGCGGUGGUUUCGGGAAGCCGCUUAGACGUCAGCACUCUUACGACGCCUUUGUCGACCUCCAGAAGGAGGAAUCGGGUGGGAUGGGGAGCUCAAUGGGGGGUCUUGGGGGAGGUGGAGGAAUAGGCGGCGCAAACAUGGGAGGGAUGCUUCCCCCGCCUAGGAGUGUUAGUUUGAAGGAGAAAGAGCGUUACAUGGAGGGUGUCAGCCCCUUCGCGCACAUAUUCGAGCGUCAUGGUGGCUCAGAGAGGGAGCGAGAGAGAGACAGGGACCCUUUGUUUUAUGGAGGCGAUAACUGGAAAGGAGCUGGCUCACCACUCGGCCUGUUCAGAGGUGGCGAGGGACUCCACCGCCGCUCGAUUGGGGAGAGAGACAUGAGAGACAGGGAUAGGUCCUUGAUGGAAGGAGGCGGCGGGGCAGCGUUCUCCUUAUCCAAAUCUCUUUACCCAGACCGGGUCAACCAAAACCCCUUUAUACCCACCUUUGGCGACGAUCAGUGUCUGAUGCAUGGGGCAAAACAAUAUUACAUGAAAAAGCAACAACAGCAGCAGCAGCAGCAGGUUGCCAAAAAUAGUCGCAGUGACUUCAGGGGGCCCAUGGGUGUGACAUCCUACCUGCCAGCAUCAGCCACUGCCGGGGUGAUGUCCAACAUGACCCCGCGGUUCCCCAAGGAGAUUGGCCUGGGUGGAAUGAACCAUCACGGCUCCAUGCUGGGGGUCGGCCCCCCACGGCCCUUCAAUGGAAGCAACGGCCAUGUCUAUGAGAAACUGUCCAGCAUUGAGUCUGAUGUUUGA